ACAGCAACGGCGGAGCAACCGCCGCGUGCGCGGCCUGCGGCAGGGCCCGCGCGGGGCACGCGCCGGUGUGACCGUUAUUCUCCUCACGUCUCCUCUGACGGGCAGCAGCGAGCGGGGCCGCUUGGGUUGUCCCGUCCCGUCCCGGUUACCGGCACUGGAAGGGGUACGCGGGAUGCGACCCGGCCGGAGGACCCCUAGGGCCGGGAAGACGCCACGGCCGGGACCAGUGCUAGAGCGAGAUGUAGCGUCUGUAGCUGAUGUGAAGUCUCUCUGCCAGAGAAAAUCCACUGCUUAAUGGCUCUGCCACCUCCAGACCCACAGUUUAUUCUCAGAGGUACCAGUGCUGCAGUCCACACUCUGCAUUUUUCCUGUGGAGGCCAAGAACCUGAUGUCCCCAUUCUUUUUUCUGGGUCUGAGAAUGGGCUCAUCCAUGUCUGGAACCUGAAAACACACAGAGUGGACACAGCACUGGAUGGCCAUGGAAGGAAAUCAGUCUACUGUGUGGAGACAUUGGGUGGUAAAGACAGGCUGCUCAGUCAGGGUCGUGACCAGAGGAUCUGCCUGUGGGAUUUAGCAGAAGGACGGACUUCAGUGACGGAUUCUGUCUGCACGGAGAACGUGGGGUUCUGCAGGUGCUCUCUGUUAAAGGUGGCUCAGGGCCGCUGGCUAAUGGCCAUGGCAUCCAAAGCCCUGGAGGAGGUUCAGGUUUUAGAGCUGCCAUCCAAGACAUCAGUCUGUACCUUGAAGCCAGAGGUGGGUGCCAAGCUGGGCAUGCCCAUGUGUCUGAAGCUAUGGCAGCUCAGCAGUGGUUCACAGCCCUUGCUUCUGGCUGGCUAUGAAGAUGGAUCAGUGGUCCUUUGGAAUUUGUCAAUGGCAAAAGCAUCGAGCCAACUUGUUUGCCACCAGGAGCCAGUGAUGAGCCUUGACUUUGACUCCGAGAAGACCAAGGGGAUCUCGGGCUCAUCUGAAAAGGUGCUUAGCAUCUGGAGCCUCAAUGAGCAACAGAACCUCCAGGUUUACAAAACACACACACUUGUCAACGCUGGCAUAGCUGAUAUUACCAUCCGUCCAGACAAGAAGAUUCUAGCAACAGCAGGGUGGGAUCACCGCAUCAGGAUCUUUGGCUGGAAAAAACUGAAGCCCUUAGCAGUGCUGGACUAUCACACAGCAACAGUCCAGUGUGUGUCCUUCUCAGAUCACAAAAACUCCAGUGAGAGACUGCUGGCAGCUGGCUCAAAAGAUCACCGCAUCAGUAUCUGGUCAAUAUAUUCUCAGACAUGACAUGUACUGUCCUGCCGUUGCCCAAGAAAAAAAGGAUUGCUGAAGCAGUUCUUCACACUGUAACUUACACCUGGAUGUGGGGACGUGGCAGAAUGUAUGUGGCAGGCUGAAAUCAGAGUUCUGUGUUAACUUUUUAGCUGCUUGUUCAAGUUGCAAGUUUUGUUUUCCAGAGAGGGAAGUGAAUUUUUAAAAUGCAUAAGAAGCAGAGCAAGGCCAGUCAUGAACAGAGACAGAACAAGUCACUUUUUUACUACAGGUUUUGCAACAGCUUUUCUUUGGCAGGUUGCUUAAAUAACUUGUGCCAAUAUCUUCUUUUGUAAAAAAAGGACUGGAAUCCCUCAGACUGCAGUGGGGGCAGAAUACGUCUGUUUGUAAGUCCUUUAUGUAUCCAAGAAUCUCAAUCAGUGUAAAAUAUCACUUUUGAAAAUUUAUACCCAUUAAACUACCUCCAGUG
This is a messenger RNA of Calypte anna (Anna's hummingbird), 1735 nucleotides long. It is a transcript of the gene GNB1L, whose product is annotated as G protein subunit beta 1 like. Gene Ontology annotation, molecular function: protein binding. The record is from RefSeq and is a predicted model, not a curated record. Bases 295 to 1281 code for a protein of 328 amino acids. Lineage: Eukaryota; Metazoa; Chordata; Aves; Apodiformes; Trochilidae. The transcript is spliced from 7 exons.